Molecule: messenger RNA, 1317 nt
Organism: Saccostrea cuccullata (small rock oyster)
Lineage: Eukaryota; Metazoa; Mollusca; Bivalvia; Ostreida; Ostreidae
Exons: 3
Coding region: 158-1102 (314 amino acids)
Source: RefSeq, a predicted model, not a curated record
UUAACUUUGAAAAAAAAUAUAAAUAUACUAUAAAAGCUAAAAGUUUAUAACAUAUCUUUUAUAUUUACAUAAAGGUCUAGAACUAGGCGUUGAAAAGAAGGAGACCACAGAGGACUCCAAAACAGGUGAAGAACUAUUUAUUGAAGAUCAGAGGAACAUGGCGAUCCCAAAAACAUAUGAAGAACUAGGCAUUGAAGAGAAGAAAAAGAAGAGAACCCUCUUCAUGCUGUGCUGCCGUGCAACCAGACAUCUACGUGUUCGAGUAUUUUGUGUACUAAUUAUCUUCUAUCAUAUAACUGUUGUCGAUUACCAGAUGGCAAUACACAAAGACAUUGCAUACUUGGGCUUUCUAGCAAUUGACGUCAUCACCAUUAUCCUAUUUAUUGCGUCAUUUACAUUGUCAUGUUUUCGUUUCAAUGGUUCGAAUGCCAAGCUACUGAAGAAAACAAACAUUUGGAUAGAUGUGCUUUCGUGGUUUCUGUAUUCGGCCACUGUGAUGAUUAAGUCGAUUAUAAUAUUCAGUGAUUUCGAAGAAGAAAACCUCAUUUUCGGGCCGAAUUCCGUAAAAACUGCUUUUGCUGUAGUAGGAGUCGUCUUUGUGCUUCAUCUUUCUACCCUACAUGACGCAAAGCCUGAUUUGGUGAGGAAGGCAUACAUUAAAUCACUAUCGAUGAGUGUUAUUUAUGAUAUCCUGGACUGUGUAGACAGCAUGGAACCACUCUUUAUUAAGGAGGAUCGUGAAGAGUUCUCACCAGGUCUCAUAAAAGCCAUAGUGACUGUAGCCUCCUUAAAUUUUGUCCUUCCAACCAUACCUCUUGUUACCUUGUCGCUUACACAAUUCGGACAAGGCAAGUUACCCAGACGUUUGAUUUUGUUACAUAAGAUUAUCCUUGCAUACAUCAUUAAUCUUCCACUGUUGGUCAUUAGACUGUUUUUAUGGCAUGAAUUUGACCAAGGCAUCUCCGUAUUUUCUUUAAAGAAUUUGAUUGUGAUCGUGGCAAUGUCAUACAAAUUUUACAAACAUUAUGAGAAGAAAAAACUGAAAGAUCAAGACGUUGAGGACAAAGCAGAAAUUAAACCAGAUGAUGUUUUAACUGCAUAGGACAGUUUUUUUUAUCGGGCAAUCAAUUAAUAUAUUUUUUUCAGAUUAGCUUAACCUUAAGCCACUGAGUUCGAGGGUUUAUAUGUGAAAGUACUGUGAACUCCGAUCCUUUCUUUUUUUAUUCAAGGCAUUAUUUUUUCCCCGAUUUUUCCUAAGAAUUCUUUAUCAUUAUCCCCGGCAGACCAAUACCCAUUUGAUUAUUGUUUAUAAAAUCA